This is a messenger RNA of Penicillium maclennaniae, 1563 nucleotides long. Its product is annotated as cytochrome P450. Gene Ontology annotation, molecular function: oxidoreductase activity, acting on paired donors, with incorporation or reduction of molecular oxygen, reduced flavin or flavoprotein as one donor, and incorporation of one atom of oxygen; iron ion binding; heme binding. NCBI's taxonomy places the organism in Eukaryota, Fungi, Ascomycota, Eurotiomycetes, Eurotiales, Aspergillaceae. The transcript is spliced from 2 exons. The record is from RefSeq and is a predicted model, not a curated record. Bases 1 to 1563 code for a protein of 520 amino acids.
AUGACUGCCAACUUCAUCGUAGGCUUUGCGGCAGCGGCUGUGGUCCUGCAGGUUAUUCGCCUGGUGCUGGCCUCAUGGCAGCACUCGCGCAAAGCCAAAAGCUUGGGCUGUGGAAGUCUGCCCAGCUUUCCCAGCAAGGAUCCUCUAGGCAUCGAUAAUUUGAAACAAACGCUCGCGGCAGACAAGGAAGGCUUGGUACCGUCGUUGACAGAGAAGCGCGUCCAAAUCAUCAGUGAGCGGGAGAACCGCUACGUCAGUACCUACAGCAUUCGCAACCUCGGUCGCAACCACAUCUUUACUAUCGACCCCAAGAAUAUCCAGGCCCUCCUGGCCACUCAAUUCAAGGAUUUCGAGCUUGGCCAGGUUCGCCAUGCGAGUAUGCAUCCCUUGUUAGGAACUGGUAUUUUCACGGCCGAUGGCGAGGAAUGGUCGCGAUCUCGUGGAUUGCUGCGUCCGCAGUUCACUAGAGAUCAGAUCAGUCAGCUGGAUUUGGAGGAAGAGCACGUAAAGAAGGCGAUGCAGGCCCUGCCCGUUGCAGCUAAUGGUUGGACCGCAGCGACGGAUAUCCAGUCGAUCUUCUUCCGUUUGACAAUUGAUUCGGCCACCGAGUUCUUGUUCGGCGAGAGUGUCGAAAGCCAAUUGGGAGCGAUCAACGGCCUCCAGCGCCCCGAGGAUUCCUUCGCCGCAUACUUCGACAAGUCCCAGUGGGUCUGCGCCCAGCGAUCUCGUUUUGAGAAGCUCGCCUUCCUCGUGAACAACAAGGAGACUCGUCACUCGGACAAGCAGGUUCAUGACUUUGUCGACAAAUUCGUUCACAAGGCCCUGCAGUCCGUUGAAAAUGAGAAGCCCGCCGAUGAGGAAAAGGCCAACUACGUCUUCCUGAAUGCCCUUGUGGCUGCCACCCGCGAUCCCAUCGAGCUCCGCUCUCAGCUGCUGAACAUCCUGUUAGCCGGUCGUGACACCACUGCCUCGCUGCUCAGCUGGACUACCCUGAUGUUGGCCCGUAACCCCGAGGCAUUCCGCAAGCUGCGCGAGACCAUCAUCUCCGAAUUCGGCACCUACUCAUCUCCCCGCAACAUUACCUUCGCCUCGCUCAAGUCCUGCCAAGACCUGCAGUAUUGCAUGAACGAGUCUCUCCGCCUGUUCCCCGUCGUCCCUUUCAACCGUCGCGCUGCCCUUCGCGACACCACUAUCCCCCGCGGCGGUGGUCCGGAUGGCCAGUCCCCCGUUUACGUUAAGAAGGGCCAGUCCGUCAUCUACAGUACCCAUGUCAUGCACCGCCGCAAGGACUUUUGGGGUCCGGACGCCGACGAGUUCAAGCCCGAACGUUGGGCGAACCGUAAGGCUGGCUGGGAGUACAUUCCUUUCAACGGUGGCCCGCGCAUCUGCAUUGGCCAGCAGUUCGCUCUCACCGAAGCUGGUUAUGUUCUUGUUCGUCUGCUUCAGCGCUUCGAUGAAAUCGAGGAUAUCAACGCGCAUCAGCCGAUCCGCUGGGGUUUGACUUUGACUAGUUGUCCUAAGGAUCUGGUGACUGUGCGCAUGCACCAGGCUGAUGAUGCUUAG